CAUUGCGUAAUCACUUCGGGAAGGUGCUAAAGUAAACACGAUUCCUGGCAUUCCAUGGAUUGGAAGGCGAAGACCAAGAAGAAGAGAGAAGCGGAAGGGACACUGGUCGUCCUUGCCGCGUCUACUCCGGAGUCAGUGAGUCAACGGGGUCAGAGCCGAACUGCAAUCCGCUUGGUCAGCACGUCUGUCUGUCUGUCUGUCUGUCUGUCUCCUCUCUCAGUACCUUAUGGUCUCGUCCGGCAUGUUUGGGCUGUCUGCUCCCAGCGAGCUCAAGGCUCCUAACAGUUAAUUGCGGCACUCGCUCACCAUGAAAUGAAUGGUAGAAUUCAGAGCUCGGAUAUUAUCCGCUAUUAGCUAUUCAAGUAUAUCUACUAAGGCGACGGAACCCACUCAACUAGUUUUUCUAAAACCAAUGAUCAAAACUCGAAU
Molecule: messenger RNA, 429 nt
Organism: Nezara viridula (southern green stink bug)
Lineage: Eukaryota; Metazoa; Arthropoda; Insecta; Hemiptera; Pentatomidae
Source: the annotation of a GenBank genome assembly